AUGAAACAGAUUUUCAAUUGGUUUUAUUCUCACAAUUUUUUAAUGAGUACCUUACUCUUGAUUUAUUACUUAAUUUUAGAAAAUGCAAAAUUGGAGAAAUAUUAUAUCAUAAACAAGGAUAUAUUUCUUGUGAUUAAUGUGUUGAAGGGAGCUAUUCUCUGGUUGACCCAUAUCAAAAAUCUGAAAAUGGUCUAGUUUAAUGCCAGAAAUGCCCUAUAGAAUAUGCAAAGAAAUGUUACUCAAAUCAAAUUAUUUUAAAUUAACACUUCUGGAGAGAAUCAAAUUUAACAGAUAAUAUUUUCACUUGCUAUAUGCUAGGUUGUAAUGAAUCAGCUUACAAUUCAAUAAAUGGAUGCAUAAAAGGUUAUAUCGGUCCUCUAUGCAACUCUUGUGAUUAUAAGGGUAUAUACUGGGGAACUAGCUAUGCUUAAAAUGGGAAAUAUUGUUAUGAAUGCGGUAAAAUAGUAGAUCUUUACGUCUUUGUGGCGUUAUCUAUUUUAUUUUAUUCAUUUUACAUAUCAUUAAGUGUGUAUUCAUAGAUCAAAACUAACAUACUGA
This is a messenger RNA of Tetrahymena thermophila SB210, 558 nucleotides long. Its product is annotated as transmembrane protein, putative. The transcript is spliced from 2 exons. The record is from RefSeq and is a predicted model, not a curated record. NCBI's taxonomy places the organism in Eukaryota, Ciliophora, Oligohymenophorea, Hymenostomatida, Tetrahymenidae.